GUCGCGUCGCACCCGAUUCGGCCGGCUAACCGCUGCCUCCGUCUCCCACAAAACCAUCCCCUGGAGGACCCAGGCGGCUUUGCCGAGAAAAUAGUAGAGCCCUCUCCCCCUUCAAGAAUAUGGAGAGGACGACCUUCGUCGUCGAUCCUGAGCGAAAAAGAAAUCAAGAAGAGAGAGAUCUCAAAAAAUAAAAAGAAUUCCGGUCUCUUCUCACAUUGUCUUCCUCUCUCGCCAUGGAAGCUCUCACCGAGCUCUGCGAUCUGGUCGCCCAGAACCCGGAUCUCUUCGCCGACAAGCUCGCCUGGAUCUGCGGCCGCUGCCCCCCUACGGCCCUCCUCCGACCCCUCCCCUCCGCCGGCCCCGCCGGAGGCGGCGGGCGCGUCUCCCGCUCCCACCUCCACGCCCUCCUCGCGCUCGCCCGCUUCUUGUCCCGCUGUCCCUCCCCGCCUCCCCCCUCCGCCCGAUCCCCCCUCCUCGACUUCCUCCGCGUCGUCCCCUCCACCGCCUUCCGCUCCUCCUUCUGGCCCCAGUCCUUCCCUCUCGACUCCAUUGCCUCCUUCUUCUCCGAUCUCCUCCGCUACGCCUCCCUCGCCGCCGACCGCUCACCGGAACUCGCCUCCGACCUAUCUGCCUUCCUCGGCGAAACCCUCGUCUCCGCCACCCUCUACGCCGGGGACGACCCCGCCAUCGCCCGCGCUUUCCUGGCUGCCGUCGCCCAGAGCUGCCCCCCCUUGAUCCCGGCCGACGCUGAGCGCCUCGUCGGCAGCCUCCUUGACCAGUUCGGCCCCCCUGCCGACGAGGCGGCGACAUCUUCCUCGGAGAACUCCUCGUCCUGGAGCUCCUCCGCCCAGAGCACGCCGUCCAAGGGGAAGGCCAAGGAGGAGGACAGGGAGGUCGCGGAUGAUGGGACGAGCGUGGUGUCUUCAUCGUCCAAGGAGAAUGAGGGCAGCGGCAUUUCCCGGAGGAGCAGCGUGGAUCGGUUGGGGACCACCGGGGGAGGAGGGGGGUCGCCGGCGGUGAGGCAGGACGUGGCGGCCUUCGAGGAGGAGUCUGUCGAGGGAUUGGAGAAGCAAGAGAUUGCCUUUAGGUUGUUCGGGCAGGUGCUGGAUAGGGUGGGCGUGAUCAAGUCCGGGCAAGUGGAGCAGGUCAGGAUGGUGGCGGCGAAGCAGCUCAAAUCUCUGCCAGCAUUUCUCAAGAUUCGAAAGCGUGAUUGGAGAGAACAGGGAGCACAACUGAAAGCUAGAAUAAACACGAAACUUUCCUGCUGUCAAGCAGCGACCUUGGUGCAAAUUAAGAGUCUUGUCUCUUUGGAUUCGGUUAACAAGUCCUCCAAAGAUGUGUUGCGUCGGACACUUGCUUUGUUCCUUGAUGCUGCAGAAGCAUGCAUACUCUCUUCAUGGCGAAAAUUGAAGAUAUGUGAGGAGCUGUUCAGCACAUUGCUCGGUGGAAUCAGUAAGAUAACUGUCUCUCGUGGGGGCCAGCUGCUCCGGGUGUUGCUAAUUCCCUUGAAGCCUCUUGUUCUGACUACAUGUGCUCAGGCUGAUAUGGUGCGAAAUAAUCAGGGGGCAAUGUUUGAGACCGUCACAAAGCUAAGCUGUGAAAUUAUUGAGUUUGGAUGGAGUAAGGAUAGGGCUCUUGUUGACACAUUUAUCAUGGGUUUAGCUGCGUGCAUCCGCGAACGAAAUGAUUAUGAGGAGCAGGAUGGGAAAGAAAAACAGGCUGUUCCUGUUGUGCAGCUAAAUCUUAUACGCUUACUGGCUGACUUGAGCAUAUAUGUUAAUAAGUUGGAGGUUGUAGACAUGAUAUUGCCCCACUUCAUUGAAAAUCUCGAAGAGGGUGAUGCUUCAGCUCCAAGUUUAUUGCGUCUCCGACUACUAGAUGCAAUAUCACUUAUGGCUUGUUUGGGAUUUGAGAAGUCAUAUCGCGAGACAAUUGUUUUGAUGACAAGAAGUUAUUUAGAAAAAAUUAAAGCUUUAGGAUCUACAGGAAACAAUACAUCACCCCCAGAAGCUACCACAGAGCGAGUUGAGACUCUUCCUGCAGGGUUUCUUCUAGUUGCUUCUCGUCUUGCCAAUCCAAAACUGAGAUCUGACUGUCGCCAUCGGCUAUUGUCUUUGUGCUCUGAUGUGGGUCUCGCUGCUGAAUCUAAAAGUGGGAGGAGCGGAGCUGAUUUCAUGGGUCCACUACUUCCGGCGGUUGCAGAAAUAUGCUCUGAUUUUGAUCCUUCUUCUAAAGUUGAACCUUCACUCUUAAAACUCUUUCGCAAUCUGUGGUUCUAUAUUGUUUUAUUUGGGCUAGCACCUCCUAUUCAACAAAAUCAGGUUCCGACAAAAUCUGUCUCCACUUCGUUGAAUAGUCUGGGAAGCAUCGGUACAAUUGCUCUUCAAGCUGUGACUGGCCCGUACAUGUGGAAUAGUCAAUGGUCUGUAGCUGUUCAUCGCAUUGCACAAGGAACACCGCCUCUGGUUGUUAGUUCGGUGAAAUGGCUUGAAGAUGAGUUGGAACUAAAUGCUCUCCACAACCCAGGUAGUCGUCGAGGUAGUGGCAAUGAGAAAGCUGCUGUAGGUCAAAGAACUGCUCUUUCUGCUGCUUUAGGAGGUCGAGUCGAGGUAGCAGCAAUGAGCACAAUUUCAGGUGUUAAGGCUACAUAUCUCCUUGCAGUUGCUUUUUUGGAGAUAAUACGUUUUAGUAGCAACGGCGGAAUACUCUCUAGUGACUCCACUAUGACCAUGCCAAAAAGUGCAUUCAGUUGUGUAUUUGAAUAUCUACUCACUCCAAACUUGACGCCAGCUGUUUUUCAGUGUUUGACAGCAAUUGUCUAUAGGGCUUUCGAAACAGCAAUGGCGUGGCUGGAGGAAAGAAUAUCUGAUAUAGGAGAAGAGGCUGAGAAAAGGGAAUCAAUACUUUCAGCACAUGCAUGUUUUCUUAUAAAAAACUUGUCUCAAAGGGAUGAACAUGUUCGUGAUAUCACUGUUAACAUAUUAACUCAGUUGAAGGAAAGAUUUCCACAGGUUAGUGCUCUCUUCCUAAGGUAUGGCAGUUUUGCUAAUAUAAUUUCUGAGCUUUUGUCGGGUCUGCUGAAGAAAAAUUCUUUGACGCAUCUGCAGGUUUUGUGGAACUCUUCAUGUUUGGAUGCACUUCUCUUUUCAGUUCAUAAUGAAUUGCCUUCUUCUCAAGUUAAUGAUCCUGCUUGGAUUGCCACUGUACGUUCUUUAUACCAAAAAAUUGCUCGGGAAUGGAUCACUACAGCACUUUCAUAUGCUCCAUGCACCAUACAAGGCCUUCUACAGGAAAACCUUUGUAAGCCAAAUGCACUGCAAAGAACACAACAUGCAUCAGAUGUGGUUUCUCUUUUGUCUGAAAUUCGUAUUUGUACUGGGAAAAAUGAUUGUUGGAGUGGCAUUAGGACAGCAAAUAUUCCUGCAGUAAUGGAUUCUGCUGCAGCAGCAUCAGGAGCAAAAAAUGAAGAUCCAGAAGGUUGCACUCUGGAAGUGCUCUCAACUGCAAUAGUGAGUGCAACAGUUAAGUGCAACCAUGCUGGAGAGAUAGCUGGUAUGAGAAGACUUUAUAAUAGCAUUGGAGGUUUACAAAUGGGUUCACCUCUAAGUUUGGGAGUUGGUCCACAAUCCUUAAAAGCAAGGGUGCCCUCUUCACAAUCACAACUUGAAAAAGAAUCAUUUAACGAGCUUCUUCUUUUAAAAUUUGUUGAAGUUCUUCAGCAAUUUGUUGGUACCGCUGAGAAAGGUGAAUCGGUGGAUAAGACUUCAUUUCAUGAAACAUGUUCUCAGGCUACUGCAUUACUUCUUUCACACAUGGGUUCCGAGUCAAAAUUAAAUCUAGAAGGAUUCUCACAGCUACUACGACUUCUUUGCUGGUGUCCUGCUUAUAUUUCAACACCAGAUGCGAUGGAGACUGGAAUAUUUAUUUGGACAUGGCUAGUUUCUGCAGCACCUUCACUGGGACCCCUGGUCCUUGCUGAACUUGUUGAUGCAUGGUUAUGGACAAUAGAUACAAAACGUGGAUUGUUCGCAUCAGACAUGAGAUAUUCAGGUCCUUCUGCAAAAUUGAGACCUCACCUCAUUCCUGGUGAGCCAGAGGCACCUCCUGAAAGGGAUCCAGUGCAAGGACUAGUUGCCCAUAAACUCUGGCUUGGGUUUUUUAUUGACCGUUUUGAGGUAGUUCGACAUGAUAGUAUUGAGCAACUUUUACUUCUAGGUCGAAUGUUGCAAGGAACCAUGAAAUCCCCUUUGCAUUUUUCUCACCAUCCUGCUGCUGCUGGCACUUUUUUCACUGCAAUGCUCCUUGGCCUGAAGUUCUGCUCAUGCCAAUUGCAGAGUAAUUUGCAGAACAGUAGAAUGGGGCUCCAACUGUUGGAGGACAGGGUUUAUCGUGCUUCCUUGGGGUGGUUUGCUUAUGCACCUGAGUGGUAUGAAACAAAAAGCAAGAGUUUUGCCCAAAGUGAAGCUCAUUCUGUUUCAUUAUUUGUUCAUCAUCUUUUAAAUGAGCGAGUGGAUGCUGUUCCAACUGAUUCAUCUUUAAAAGGACGAGGGCGUGAAAGUGAAUUGAGUAGCAUGACGGAUCUGUAUCAUCCUGUUUGGGGCCAGGUGGAUAACUAUGCUAUUGGACGAGAGAAGAGGAAGCAGUUACUUAUAAUGCUUUGCCAGCAUGAAGCUGAUAGGCUUGAAGUCUGGGCACAACCUAUUAAUACAAAAGAAACCACAUAUUUUCGUACUAAAAUUGGCUCAGAGAAAUGGGUUGAGCAUGUCAGAACUGCAUUUGCUGUGGAUCCUCGCAUUGCUUUCUCCCUGACUUUGCGGUUCCCUACAAAUUCAUCCGUGACAAUGGAAGCAACUCAGUUGGUUCAUAAACACAUAUUAGAGAUUCGCAACAUACCAGAAGCAUUACCUUUCUUUGUUACCCCAAAGGCAGUGGAAGAAAACUCAGUAUUGUUGCAGCAAUUACCACAUUGGGCUUCUUGUUCCAUCACUCAGGCCCUCGAAUUCCUAACUCCUCCAUUCAAGGGCCAUCUGCGUGUCAUGGCCUAUGUUCUUAGAGUUUUGGAGUCUUAUCCACCUGAUCAUGUGACAUUUUUUAUGCCACAGUUAGUACAGGCUCUUCGAUAUGAUGAAGGGAAAUUAGUGGAAGGAUACUUGCUUGGAGCUGCUCGAAGAAGUAACAUAUUUGCUCAUAUUUUGAUAUGGCAUCUUCAGGGUGAGUCUUGUGCUGAGGAAUCUGGAAAGGAUGUUGGUGCUGCAAAGUGCAAUUCCUUUCAAACAAUGCUUCCUCGUGUUAGACAGAGAAUUAUUGAGAGUUUCAGUUCAGAAGCCCUUGACUUGUUUGAUAGAGAAUUUGACUUUUUUGACAAGGUCACAUCUAUUUCUGGUGUUCUAUUUCCCCUACCUAAAGAAGAGCGCAGAGCGGGUAUUAGAAGGGAGCUGGAGAAAAUUAGUGUGGAGGGUGAGGACCUUUAUCUACCUACUGCUCCCAACAAACUUGUUCGAGGCAUUCAAGUGGACAGUGGGAUUCCCCUUCAAUCGGCAGCAAAAGUGCCUAUAAUGAUUACAUUUAACGUGGUGGAAAGGGAUGGAGAUCCUGGUGAUGUAAAGCCAAUAGGUUGUAUAUUUAAGGUUGGAGAUGAUUGUCGACAAGAUGUUCUUGCACUUCAAGUGAUAGCUCUCCUCAGGGACAUAUUUGAAGCUGUUGGAUUGAAUCUUUAUUUAUAUCCUUAUGGUGUUUUACCAACUGGACAUGAGAGAGGCAUAAUUGAGGUUGUUCCUAAUACUAGGAGCAGAAGCCAAAUGGGUGAAACCACUGACGGUGGUUUGUAUGAGAUUUUUCAACAAGAUUUUGGACCUGUAGGAUCUCCCACUUUUGAAGCUGCCCGUAAAAUGUUUAUGACUAGCAGUGCUGGUUAUGCUGUUGCUAGUCUCUUACUUCAGCCGAAGGAUCGGCACAAUGGCAAUCUUCUUUUUGACAACAAAGGAAGGCUUGUUCAUAUAGACUUUGGAUUUAUAUUGGAGACAUCGCCUGGAGGCAAUAUGAGGUUUGAAAGUGCCCACUUCAAAUUGAGUCAUGAGAUGACUCAAUUGCUUGACCCUUCGGGAUCAAUGAAGAGCGAUACCUGGAACCAGUUUGUCAGCUUGUGUGUGAAAGGCUACCUUGCAGCUCGGAGGCAUAUGCAUGGAAUUGUAACCACCGUGCUUUUGAUGGCGGAUAGCGGGCUACCCUGCUUUAGCAGGGGAGAUCCCAUAGGAAAUCUCAGGAAGCGAUUCCAUCCUGAGAUGAGCGAGCGUGAGGCUGCUAACUUCAUGAUACGGACUUGCAAUGAUGCGUACAACAAGUGGACCACCGCGGGCUACGACUUGAUACAGUAUUUGCAGCAAGGUAUCGAAAAAUAGAUUCAUUACUUGCAGGUAUGUAACAUUUUAGCUUCCCUUCCAAUGACUUGUAUCUUGCAUAACCUUUGGUAGAGGUUUUGUGGCUUGAUGAGAUUGUGAAAAUUUGGAGUGUUGCUCGAAUGUGUCAGUACUACCAUGUGUCACGUCCAUUAGUGAAAGCAUAGAUUCAUGUGAGUCUGGUAAGCCUUGAGGAUUUGAGUGUUUCUUCUGGCCCUCAUAGUCAUUUGUUACUAGACUCUGCCUUCGUUACCAGCCUCGAAUUAUUGUGACAAUAACUUAUCCUUCUGCACCCAGUAACCAAUAUAUGCACGAUAACUUCAACUUAUGAAUUGUGCGAGGAAAGUCUAUGAGAAAAUGGUAGACAUGAGGAAUCGAAAAGGGGGGAAAAAGCAACUCAGUUGCUUUGCCAGGCAUGAAUCCACUGUGGCACCUUCUUAAAAAGCAAUGUUGGCACCCAAGGAAAGCAAUCAAGGUGCGACUGUUUCUUUUUUCUGGUGCAAGGGGAGAGAGUUUAGAACAGUGUAUUGAUUUGACAAGAGUAAUCAAGGUGCGAAGGUUAUUAAUUAAUUUAGAUUUUUUUUUAUGAGUGUAAGGGAGUUUUGAACUGUAUAAUUUGGUGUAGUUAUUGUAUGUGGCUAUAUGUCUGUGUAACAAUCAGUGCAGUGUGUUUAUGGGGAGACAUACAACUUGUGUUUAGUUCCAUAUUAAUUAUGCAUUAGAUAAAUUUUGAGUGUA
Phoenix dactylifera (date palm) is the source of this 7133-nucleotide messenger RNA. Its product is annotated as Phosphatidylinositol 3- and 4-kinase family protein. Gene Ontology annotation, molecular function: 1-phosphatidylinositol 4-kinase activity. NCBI's taxonomy places the organism in Eukaryota, Viridiplantae, Streptophyta, Magnoliopsida, Arecales, Arecaceae. Gene Ontology annotation, cellular component: cytoplasm; plasma membrane. Gene Ontology annotation, biological process: phosphatidylinositol phosphate biosynthetic process; phosphatidylinositol-mediated signaling. The record is from RefSeq and is a predicted model, not a curated record.